Molecule: messenger RNA, 613 nt
Organism: Acaulospora morrowiae
Lineage: Eukaryota; Fungi; Glomeromycota; Glomeromycetes; Diversisporales; Acaulosporaceae
Source: the annotation of a GenBank genome assembly
AAAUCUGUGGAAAUAUGAUGGAAGCUAUAGCAGGUGGAAUCGAUACGGCAUCAAAUUCUCUCUGCUUUGUGAUUCAUUACAUAUCUCAUUAUCCAAAAGUUAGAGAACGGUUGGUAGACGAGAUCAAUCGAGUCUUGGGAAAAGAUCCGAACCACAAAAUUACUUAUGAAGAAGCAGAGAACCUUGAAUAUUGUGAAGCCAUAAUUAAAGAAUGUUUUCGAAUAUUCUCUACUGUUCCCAUUAUGUUUAAAAAAAACACCAAUCCUGAUAUAAUUGGCGGUAUAAAAUUUCCUGCAAACACUCAAUUCUUUAUUAAUUUACAAGGAGUUCAUAAUCAUAAAUCCACAUGGACGAAUCCGGAAGAGUUUAAUCCAGAAAGGUUUAUGGAUAAGAGCAACCCGGAAAGUAAAAAACCUCUUUACUCUUUCAGUUUGGGGAAAAGAAUUUGCCCUGGAAAAAAUUUGGCAUUAUUGGAGUUAAAAACUUUCGUGGCUUUAUUGUACAGAAAAUACGACGUCGAGCUAACGGAUAUGAACGCGCCAAUAAAGUAUCGUAUGACUGCUCUUAGAAAUUGCAGUGAACUAAAAAUGCGAAUUAAGAAAAAGAAAGAUUG